AGGUCUACCGGUUGGAUGGUCAUCAGCCGGGUACAAACGACGGACUUGUCAGUCGGACUCCGUACUCAGAGAGGUGCGGACACGUGUAGUUGAUUGAAGCACUCCGAUUGCUGUACCGGUGUGCGUGCGGUCGUUUUCGAUCACUGUGAUCUAGGAGUGUUGAAGCUGAUAUUUGGUCAUUGCUUGGAGAGGAAGUGUGAGAUCCAACGAUGACGUCACUGGCGACGAGACCCCUGGUGGCCGCCGCAACCCUGCUGCUAGUCUGGCAGUGUUCGGCCGAAAUCGAGGUGGUGAAGCAAUGGCCCCUGCUGACGUUCGACACGCCGUUCAACUACCCGCGCAACGAGGAAUACACGCCGCAGCGCACCGUCUUCACGGGCUUCGAGGUCGGUUGGGACAAGAUCUAUCUCAGUCUGCCGCGAUUCCAGGCCGGAGCACCUGCUUCCCUCGGCUGGGUGCCCAGGAAGUCCCGGUCUACUGCUGAUCAAUCGCCGCCCAUACAGGCAUACCCCAGCUGGGACUGGCACGUGGAUGCAGCCUCGGGGCGCGCCCGGGAAGAGGGCUACAACUGCACCGGCAUCAUGUCUGUGUUCAGAGUGCGCGCAGACCGCUGCAACAGGCUCUGGGUUUUGGACAGUGGAGUGCUCGACAGUCUGUCUGACUUCUACGUCGCCUGUCCACCAAAACUGCUUAUCUUUGACAUGCGCACUGAUGAACUGAUCAGAAGCAUCACAUUCCCGCAGGAGGUGCUGCGUAGGAACUCGCUGCUGACCAACUUCGUGUUGGACGACCAGAACGACGACGGGGCUGGUGGCUACGGGGGGUGCGACAAUGUGUUCGUAUACAUGGCCGACACGACCAACCCGGCCGUGGUCGUCUACGACUCACGACGCGACUCCGCUUGGCGGCUCAGCCAUCCGCUCAUGUUCCCCGACCCUGAUCACGGCACUUACUCGUUGGGCGGCGAAUCUUUCACGCUGAUGGACGGCAUAAUCGGCCUAGCCCUGUCACCGCCCGGCUCUCCCAACCGCCGUCUCUACUUCCAGCCGUUCGCAUCCGAUCGCCUCUUCUCGCUGCCAACCUCGGCGCUGAAGGCAGGCCCCAACCCGGGUGACGACGCUGACCUCCCGGUCGCCCUGGUCGGCCACAAGAGCUCGCAGGCGGCCGGUCUGGCCGUCGAUCCCCGCGACGGGUCGCUGAUCUUCGCGCCAAUAUCUGAGACGGCGCUCGCCGCGUGGACUCCCGGAUCCGCCAAUCACAGAGUUCUUGCCUACGACCCGGAGAGACUCCAAUUCCUGUUGCACAUCACAUCAGUAGACAGAGACAGUGGCACCAUCUGGGCCAUCUCAACCAAACUGCAGAAAUUUGUCCGACAAUCGGUCAACAAGAACGAGUACAACUUGAGAAUCAUGAGAAUUAUACAGCCACACGACUACGUGAACAACACUCUGCCUCUGUUCAAGAGGAGGAAGUAGAUUCGAUUAAAACAAAUUCCGUAUUAAGUAUGUGACCCAAAAGUUCAAAUUGUCUGCUGGAGAAACUCACUCUUCUGAAUAAUAGAAGGACUCUUCCCAUAAAAAUCGCAGGUUCUCAAAUCAAUUGCAUAUAAAAAAACUGAAGAAAAUUGGAUAUGGGAAUAGAGUUGUCAAUCACGAAUAAAUAACCAUCAAAACUGCAGACAAUGUGCACUUUUGGCUCACUUAGUGGUGAUUUGAAGCGUGCCAUCCCACCUACAGUUGAAUUUGAACUUAAAAAUUCUCAAAACUUUUUCUAUAAGAGGCUACUUUUUUACAAAAGAUUUAUUAUUCACAUUUUUUUUUUAAUUUGAGAAGGAAUACAAUAGUGGUGUAGAACAAAUCAAUAUUAGUUCAAGAUUCAUAUUUUGUUGAAUGAAACUUUACAAGCAUAAUAUUAGGCUACUUUGUCUGAAAUAUCUCUUGAAUAGCCUAAAGAUAAUUUAGUCACAGGUAAAGUAUUACAAACAAGGAUUAAGGAUUCUGUUAUCUAUUGAUACGUCCAAUCAAUCCAGUGGAGCUUAACAUGAUGUUUCUCUAGUCAAAUUACCUUUAAAUCACCGUGAGAAUAAUGGAAUAAUGAUUCGAGAGGAUAAUCUCCAAGAAAUGAUUACUAAAUUCAAGUUCAAAUCAAAUGUACUGUGCAUGGAACGCUUUGAUGUUGAAAAAUCAAAAUCUAAGAGAUGAAUAACAAAACACCUAGUUUAUUAUCAUGCAUUUAUCUUCAAAUUAGUGAUGAGGGAGUCAUAUUAUAUUUAUUGGGAGGAUGGAUAAAACAUAGCUGACAUGAAAAUUGAUGCUCUAAAUUGAAAUUCAGUGACACCCAUUUAGAAAAAGUGGAAAACUAUCUCUGCAGUAUUAGACAUGAAGCUUUUCAUUUUAGUAGACUUACACUCAAUAGUGAAACAGAGGAAAAUCGAAAUGAAAUACAUCAAGUUUGUCUACCUCAUUUCUUCAAGUGGUAUUUCAUUUGGAAUUCACCUUGGAAUUCAUCACCUUGCAAAACAGAAAUUGUUGUAGAACAAUCGGAAGUGAUGUGGUGUGAUUAAUAAUUAAUUAUUCGUUUUUUAUUACUAUCAAUUACAAGGAAUGAUGUGAUGUUUUCCAUAUUUGAGUGUAAAUUCUACAAUCUGAAAAAAAUAAGAAUGCCAUCACCUGUAAGUUAAGUAAUAAUUCUGUAACUAGCCAUAACGUGUCAUAUUAGGAAAUGUAUAUUCUUUAAACAACAGUAGGAUUAUGAAAAGACAGGGAGGUAUAAUGCAGUUCGUCCAUAUAAUUUCUCACUAGAGAAAUCAAUAAAUAGAGCAAAUAUUGGAAUACAUUUGAAUCAGCGAAAAAAUUGUUAUUUGAUGCACAAUUUUAUAUUAUUGACGAACGCAAUUCACCAGAUAAUUAUUACUGGAUUUUUUUAUUUAUGUAUCAAAGCAUACAAAUUCCUUCAGAAAUUCGUUUUGAAAAUUGGAUUGAUAUCACUAAAUUAAUAAUAGGUUCUACUCAUUAUACCAAUCAAAAUGAAUUUAUUUAUAGCAUAAUUUUUGCCCAAAAAUAGCUCAAUAUUCCCAUUUUUACUAGGUACUCGUUAAGGUAUGUAAAUAUUACAUGAUUGUAUCUAUUAUUGCAGAGUACAGGAAAGUAAACGCUUCUAAUGAACAAAAUUCACAUAAAAUCCUUAGUUGUAAAUAGAAUGAGAGAAUGUUAUAUGGAGCCCAAGGAUUGUGGGUUUGAUUGAGGAUGUAUUGUGUAAAUAAGAAAAAAUAAUAAGGAAUGUGUGAUAAAUUAUUGUUUCAUGUAAAAAUUGAAAAUAUCAUAUGAAUGUAUUUUGUACACGUAUGAGAAGCGAAUUCAGACUAUACAUGUGCCUUCUGAACUAGAAGUAAGUGAUAUUAUUAUUUGUAGUUGGAUAAUAAUAAAUUGUAUAAACCAAUUUUUGUGUUAUAAUACUUUUCUAAUAAAUGCAUUUGAAAAAA
Nilaparvata lugens (brown planthopper) is the source of this 3481-nucleotide messenger RNA. Its product is annotated as protein yellow. The coding region runs from base 210 to 1475 and encodes 421 amino acids. Gene Ontology annotation, cellular component: extracellular region. The transcript has 6 exons. The record is from RefSeq and is a predicted model, not a curated record. NCBI's taxonomy places the organism in Eukaryota, Metazoa, Arthropoda, Insecta, Hemiptera, Delphacidae.